AAGGAGAGAGAGCAUUAUAGGCUUUAAGGGCUGAGAAAAUACCCGGAGCCUCUCUAGAGAUGAAGGGUCUUAUUCAUUCAACAGCCAGGACGCUGGUGUCACUAGAUCAAAGAGUAUGUGUGUAAAGGGAGUAAAGUGUAAAAAGACUAGAAAGGUACGAGUGGGCUAGGUAUAAGGGCUCUCAAAGCGAAACGGCAUUUUGUAUUUUUGGAGACAAUGGAGUUGACUGAGUGAAAGGCUAACCAAAUCGGACGGUGCUUUAGAAAAACGACUUUAGUAGCUUGAAUGGAAAAUUGACGGGAAUGGGGUGAGACUUGAGACAGGAAGAUAAAAGAGCAAGUGAAGGUAGCCUGUACUAGAGAUCCCAGAUCCCGGGGAUUCUAAAGUCUUUCUCACCUCAGGGCGGGGUUCGAGACACCGCCCCUAAAAGGAAAAAAACUACAUUCGUUCGAGACCACUCGGGGACGGAGUUUUAGGAGUCUUCAGGUUAGCCCCAAGACUCCAAGAAGUUUAUUUUGCGACAGAGGAGGGGCCACGGCCGUAAAGCGGCAGGCUCCGCGUCGCCCACGUGGGACCUUAGCGCUUUCUUCGCUCGUCCUUGGAAGCCCUUGGCUGCGGGCUGGCAUCCAUGGCGGGCCUUGUUUUAGGUGCCGGCAGCGGAUCCAAGGCUUUGGACCUUCUGCGCUCUCUGCCGCGCGUCAGCCUGGCCAACCUGAAACCCAAUCCCGGCUCCAAGAAACUGGAAAGACAAAGGAGAGGCCGGAGAAGAGGCAGAAAAUGUGGCCGAGGUCAUAAAGGAGAAAGGCAGAGAGGAACCAGACCUAGAUUAGGGUUCGAGGGAGGUCAAACUCCAUUUUAUCUUCGUAUCCCAAAGUAUGGAUUUAAUGAAGGACAUAGCUUUAGAAGACAAUACCAUCCUUUGAGUCUCAAUAGGCUACAGUACCUGAUUGAUUUAGGUCGAGUAGAUCCUACUCAACCAAUUGAUUUAACCCAACUUGUAAAUGGAAGAGGUGUGACAGUUCAGCCACUUAAAAGGGAUUAUGGUGUACAGCUGGUAGAAGAGGGUGCUGAUACCUUUAAGGCUAAAAUUAAUAUUGAAGUACAAAUGGCCUCAGAACUAGCCAUAGCUGCAAUUGAAAGAAAUGGAGGUGUUAUAACUACAGCAUUUUAUGAUCCAAGAAGCCUGGAGAUUCUCUGCAAACCUGUUCCGUUUUUCCUUCGUGGACAACCUAUUCCCAAGCGAAUGCUUCCACCUGAAGAAUUGGUGCCAUAUUAUACUGACGCCAGGAACCGUGGCUACCUGGCAGAUCCAGCCCAGUUUCCUGAAGCAAGACUUGAACUAGCCAAGAAAUAUGGUUACAUUUUACCUGAUAUCACUAAGGAUGAACUCUUCAAAAUGCUGAGUACUCGAAAGGACCCAAGGCAGAUUUUCUUUGGUCUUGCUCCAGGCUGGGUAGUAAAUAUGGCUGAAAAGAAAAUCCUGAAGCCCACAGAUGAAAACCUCCUUAAAUAUUAUAGCUCAUGAAUUCUAAAGAGAAAAAAAGAAGUCUCAAGAAUACUGAGAAAAUGAGCCUAGGAUGCUCACAGUUUCUUGUUUCAUUUUCCCGCUGUACUAUAGACUCAAAAUGUAUGGGGCUGACUUUUGGAUAAUGUAUUUUCUCUUUCUUAUUUUUUUUUUAGGUAAAAUCAAAAUAAAAUAUGAGAAACCAAAUUAAAUAAAACUUAUGUCUAUGACAUGAUGAAACAUGUACAAAUUCCCUUUGGAGAUCAGACAUGUGUCCUGAAUGCUUUUAAACAGUCAGAAGGAAUUAUUUAGUCUGAAAUUUUUCUGCAUGUCUCAUUUUGUCAUUUUCACCACUGCAUAUCAUGAAGUGUAUUUCUGUCAAGCGUCAUUGACUCAUAGCCUGAUUUAGCAGGGUUUAAGCAAUUGGAGGGGGAAUAAGCCUCUGUUAGCGUCUGAGAUGAAUUUCAAACUAUAAUGACUGUAGGUCAAAAUGUGAGUAUUUAGAAAAAUUCAGAUCAUUUUACUUUGUUAAUAAACAUUAGUGGGCACAGUA
This is a messenger RNA of Monodelphis domestica (gray short-tailed opossum), 2057 nucleotides long. It is a transcript of the gene MRPL15, whose product is annotated as mitochondrial ribosomal protein L15. The record is from RefSeq and is a predicted model, not a curated record. Gene Ontology annotation, biological process: translation. Gene Ontology annotation, cellular component: mitochondrial large ribosomal subunit. Gene Ontology annotation, molecular function: structural constituent of ribosome. NCBI's taxonomy places the organism in Eukaryota, Metazoa, Chordata, Mammalia, Didelphimorphia, Didelphidae.